ACAUAAGUACAUCUUUUUUCAUCACAAAUUAUUAAAUGUGUAUGCAAUAUUUCAACACCUACUCGUAGGAAUUUAGUGCAGCCACAUUUUUAGACGUACAUAUUUAAAUUAUUUAUUUAUUUAUUUAGAAGAGAAAUAAAUAUAAAUAAUUAUUCCACUUAUAUACAUACAUAUGUACAUGUCGGAGCGUCGUUUGAAGUAGGCGACGCAUUGGGGGCAUAUAUUAUAUAGAUUGUAAUUACGCAAAUAAGCAUAGUAACAGGACUACAGAAACUGUUAGUGAGUGAGGUCUGAUCGUAUUCUGCAAACACAGUGAAGGGAGACAGGAGCCGUUAGCUAUUUUUAGAGCAAUGAAGGGGUGCGUAUAUAAUUAGGCGCUAUGUCCUCGCAUAAUCAGUUCAAGAAGUGAUCUUGAUAGGAGCAGAACUUGCUGUGCUCGUAUAGCGGAAAUAGAAAGUGAAGUUAUUGAGUAAAGUGUAAAGUUAUUUGGAGUCAAGCAAAUUAAAUAUUAGUUUGUGUUUCGGUUAUUUAUAUAUUAAAUAAUUAAUUUACAUACAUAUUUGCAUUAAUUUUACAAAAAAGAUAAUGUUGUUGUCAUCUCUCCGAACGAGUGAGUCAGAUGGUUUGUUGUUACCAAAAAUCAAGGAUCUUUGUUGUUGUACGUGUGAGCAUUCAUCGAGGAUAUGAAGUAUUGUGAGACCUUCCGAACCACAUAAAGUGCAUAUGGGUUUGCUUCUACCAUUCAAAAGGUGUCCAUGUGUCGCAAGUGUAUGUCCAAUCCUUAUGCGUGUGAAUGUUUUUAUAUUUUUACAGGUGAUGGUAUUGGAAUAAUGUGGUUUUUGGCCUAAUGGAUUAGCAAGUUUAUAGUAGUGGUUAUAGUGUCUCCAAUCGUUUAGACAACAGAAAUAUGCUGUUUAACGAAUUUCUUAAUAUUCUUUGUGGUGAAGAAGUUUUUCUUCGAUUGUCAGCCAUUUCGUUUCCUUGAAUCCCUGUGUGUCCAGGUUACCACAUAAUUUUCAUUAUGUUAUUGUCUUGAGGAAUAAGGUUUUCUAUUUUUGUAAUCAGGUGGGAAUCGUUUGAUUGGUUAAAAAUGGCAUCUAUGACGGAUUUACUGUAAUAAUUUUCUUUUCAUUCCUAGCGGCAAAACGAACCGCUUCUAAUAUUGCAGCUGCUUUAGUUGGGCACAAUUCCGAUUUUUUUGGCGCCGCAAUGUAGGGUUAUAGGUACCGCAAAUGCUUAGUUUACGAGAUAUUCGACCUUAAAGCUCAAAAAUUCCCAAAAUUCGAAUAUUUCAACAAGCUAUUUACACACGUUUUACACACACUACGCACAUUUUCAAUUCAAAUUAAUCAUAUUAAAAAACAAAACUCAAAUUCAAAAUAUAAUAAUAUACACAUAUAUCGUCGGCCGAAGGCCGCCAACGCAAAAAGGAUUGCGACGCGUAAGUAUUUCGGUCACCUCGAUAUGAUAUAAAUUUUAUAAUAUUAUCAUAGAUUUUUACUUAUUUAUGUUUUUUAAAUAUAAAUCACAUAUUAUACGUACACAUAUGUAUAUGGAAAAAGUGUUUACAACUCAAUUAUAACUUGAAAAAUGUUGGAAAGUAUUUUUCAUUAUAGUUAAUAUAGGAAAAAAAUUCUCGCGGAAAAACAAACAAAGAAAAAUCGUUAAGAAUCCUACAUAUUUGGUGUUUAAGAAGUGGCAACGCUCGUUUUCCUCAUAAUUGUAAACAAUCUAACCUUCUCAACGAUGAGUGUGCUAAGUGAUUUUUAAAUUAAUAAAUUUAGGUAAAAUUUAACAUAAUAAAAGUGAAUUUUUAACUUGUUUUAAUGUUUAGAGUGUAUAUUUAAAUAAACCAAGUGAAAAAUGUGAAAAAAUUUAGUGAAACAGAGAAAUACUAUUACAUAUUUUGUUGAUAACAAUUAAAAAUUAUUUAAAAAAUAAAUAUUGUUUGAACAACUUCGUGAUCAGCUGUUUUUGUUUUUUGUUCCAUUAAAUGUACCGCCGCUAAGCUCAAGUUUGACGGCGUGAUUAAUAGCGUUCAGCGUCUAUUGUUCGAAAAUUAUCAGUGGCCAUUCGAAUUUACAACAGCUGUGCCAUAAUUUCGAACAUAACAUUGCCAUUUUCGUUGAAGUGAAGUGAUUGUAAAGUUUUUCAUAUUUUUAUAAAAAUAACAAAAAAACCAAUUUCCCUUAUUGAUUAACUAAAGAACAUCAAUAAUUACGUGUAUAUAACUUAUAGAAAGUAUAAUUUUAACAUCUAAAGACGUGUAAAGUGUAAAAAGGAGUUUAUCAUUUCGGGAAAUACGAUGUUUUUUGAUAAAAACAAAGAAAAUAUUGUUUUUAAAAGCACGCGCGUAGAACUAAAAACGAGUAUUUUAAGACAUUUCCCGUGAAAAUUGGUGCAAGUUUUCGGAAAAGCCGCUCUGCUGAACAUUUACCAAUAAAAUAACUGCUUUCAAACUUUAUAAUGAUGUCAAAUAACCAAUCAGUUGAUGAUAUUCCAUCCACGAGCGCUGCAGCAGUAAUGUGUCGUGAUGCUACCAUGAUACAGCAGUGGAAUAUAGUGCAAAUGAACAAAUACUUGGGCUCACAUGAAUUGUGUGUAUCAUUCGCCGAGGUAUACGGUCUGUUGCCAAAAAGCCGGCUUUGUGCCGUUCACAAAACCCAAAUGGCAUUGCGCAAACGCCACCCAGUAGGGUACUUUAAAUGCUCUAGGGGCAAUUGUAAGACAAAGUCCCUUAUUUCAAGGGCAGCGGGCACGUGGUUUGAAGGCGUCAAAUUAAGCAUUCCCCACGUGUUUUACCUCAUGUAUUGCUUUGCCCACCGCUUUACGCGGGAAGGUAUUUAUAGGGAGGAUUAUGUGAGCGUUGGAAAAAAAUUGUCAUCUGGCACUAUCUCCGACUGGUAUAGCUACUGCAGGGAAGCGGUAGUUAUAUUUCAGUUAGACCACCAAGAAGUCAAAGGGAAGAUUGGUGGUCCAGGUAAGGUGGUGCAGAUUGACGAAAGUAAAUUCGAGAAACGCAAAUACAACAAAGGUAAUAAUAAUAAUUUAUAUAUAAUGCAAUUAUGUUUAUUCAAAUACUUUUCUUUUUUUUCAGGAAGACGCGUAGAAGGGCAUUGGGUGCUGGGAAUGAUAGAGGAUGGCAGUGAGGACCUCAGACUGGAGGUCUGCCCUGACAAUGUACGUUCCGCUGAGGUCCUCAUCCCUCUUAUUCGUAAGCAUGUACACGAAGGAACAACCAUAAGGACCGAUUUUUGGCGCGCAUAUGAAUGCCUCCCUGAGUAUGGUUACAUCCAUGAAAAGGUUAACCAUAGUGACCCUGGCAAUCCAUUGAUCGCCGAGGAUGGCACACGCUCCCAAAGAAUCGAAUCUCAUUGGCGUGUAGUGAAGAGAUUUUUUUAUAAGGAUAAUUAUAAUAAUCCGGCAAACUUUGCUGAUCUAAUAGUAGAAUUUUUAUGGAGGCGGGAAAUACGGAAAAAAAAGACAGACCCAUUUAUUUCGUUACUGGGUGUUAUUAAAUAUGUGUAUAACACGAAAUAAAAAAAACUCCAUACAAAUGAAAACCCAAUUUUAUUAUUUAGGGGGUCUUGUAUAAAUGGUUGGUUGGGUUAUCUAAAAUUUACCCGUACUUUUUUGUAUGUCAAUUUAUUGACAAUUUUUUUGUUAAAAAAAAGUUAACAUAUUACUACAACUCCACGAAUUCGCAAAAAUUGAUGUAACGCUAAAAAUGUACGUACUUUUACCGGGUCUUAUUAAGGUAAGAUCUCAUGUUUUGUUUUCCGAUAGCACAAGUUUUUUCAAAUCUCAUUUCAUAGUUAACAUCAAAUAUCUUUUAAUAUAUUGUAUAUAGUUUCGGCUAGUCGUGACUGCUGCGUAUUUUGGAUUGCUUCAUAAGUUUAUAAAUAA
Molecule: messenger RNA, 3906 nt
Organism: Bactrocera dorsalis (oriental fruit fly)
Lineage: Eukaryota; Metazoa; Arthropoda; Insecta; Diptera; Tephritidae
Exons: 2
Coding region: 2467-3540 (357 amino acids)
Source: RefSeq, a predicted model, not a curated record